UGACACUUAACCCUAUCAAUGCAUAUGUCAUGUGGACGUGCAAUGGACGUGUAUUGUGUACAUAAAUUGUGUUAUUCUUUGAUUUCUUGACCUCCAGCCCGGUGUUUUGAUAAACAUUUCUUUCAAUAUCUUAUAAUUUCUAUAGUUUACUUCAAGCAAUGCCAGGCCAGCCUUUUUUCUUAUCUUCCAAUUGUAGAUUUCAUAGUAAUUAGUAGUAUCUGUACUUACCUGCUAUUACCUACCUACUAAAGUUAAUAGCAAAUGUAUGUAAGCUGAAUAGUAAAUAUAAUUCGUUUUUGAUCAUGGGUUGAACAUUGAUCUAAUUAGGAGAAGAAGACAUGCAGGAUGAACGUCGACGUGGAAUAAUAAAUAUUUCCAGAUGCCGGAACUAACAGUGACUUCAGAGAUUUAUGGAGAAUAUAAUUAUAACACAAAAAUCACCCCACUUAUUGAAGGAAAUGUUAUUUCGGAAUUUCCAUUUUUGCUGCCUAAAAAUUACCAUAAACCUCAAUAUGAUGAUGAUGAAGACUUGGAUAUAGAAAGGCCAAAAAAAGAAGUUAUUAAAAUAGAACACAGCUCUAAAACAAAACUAGCCCUAGUUGGCUUACAAGUCUGGAGGGGAGCAUUCCUGAUAGGCGACUUGCUCAUCUAUUUAGGAGUGAAAGGAGCCCUUAAAGAAAAGACCAUUUUGGAACUAGGAGCUGGGACUGGAUUAACUAGUUUCAUUGCUGGAAUAUAUGCCAAGAAAGUAAUAUGUACUGAUAUAAACCUUGGUGGCAUAUUAGAUCUUAUUAAGCUCAACACCAAGUACAAUGAAAAGCUGAUAAAAGCAGAGUUUAGAGUGGACGCUUUGGACUUCACCAACAUGGCUUGGAGCCAGCAACUCUCAAAAGACAUCAGAGAUACUGACAUUAUCAUAGCAGCCGACGUUGUAUACGACGAUGACGUGACUGCCGCAUUCGUUGCAACGGUCCAAAAGAUCCUCAACACUAACUCACCGAAAACCCUAUACAUGGCAUUAGAAAAGCGCUACGUCUUCACGAUAGAACACAUGGACUCCGUCGCGCCGUGUUACGAGACAUUCCUAAGUCUGCUCGAUAAAGUGAAGAAUGGAUCCAAUUGGACCGUAGAGCAGAUGACUUUAGACUUUCCUGAAUAUUUCACGUACGAUAGGGUCAAGGAGCUGGUCCUAUGGAAAAUAUCGUCUGCCUAGUUUUAAAUGAGAUCUGUGAUCAUAGGUAGGUAAACAAAUAAAUAUUUAUAAACUGAAUUAGAUACUAUACACUAAAGAAAAAGCGAUCAACAUACA
Molecule: messenger RNA, 1309 nt
Organism: Leguminivora glycinivorella
Lineage: Eukaryota; Metazoa; Arthropoda; Insecta; Lepidoptera; Tortricidae
Product: methyltransferase-like protein 22
Exons: 6
Coding region: 380-1213 (277 amino acids)
Biological process (GO): protein methylation
Cellular component (GO): nucleus
Molecular function (GO): protein methyltransferase activity
Source: RefSeq, a predicted model, not a curated record